Drosophila virilis is the source of this 6596-nucleotide messenger RNA. Its product is annotated as serine-rich adhesin for platelets. Gene Ontology annotation, molecular function: protein binding. Lineage: Eukaryota; Metazoa; Arthropoda; Insecta; Diptera; Drosophilidae. The record is from RefSeq and is a predicted model, not a curated record.
CAGUGAAUGGUCAGUAGUUUGCAAAAUAUAUUUUUAAAAUGGUAGACAUCAAUUUACCAAGAGUUCCGGAAGGACUUCGCGACCUGGUAAAAGCUUACACAAAGGAAGUUUUACACGAAAAACCGAAAAACCUAUAUGAAUUCUCAGUUCAAUAUUUUGAAAAUAUUGCGGCUCAAAGAAUGGACAAAAAUGUCGUCAAAUACGAACCUCAGCAAACUUAUCAAAUCAUUAUGAAAAAUCGCAUUCGACAACAAGUACCAUUGUCACUAGCUUUUCAAAUUAUUCCAGAAAAUCUUACCGACGUAAUAAAGAAGUUUAUUAAAGCUGUCCUUAAAGAGAGACCACAGUUCUUAAUUAUUUUUGCUAUAGAAUAUUUUAAAAACCUUCAAACCGAUUCAGCGCAAAUAGAGGAUAUUAAGUAUGCAGCCUAUGAAAAAUAUAUUUUACAAAAUAGGAUGAAGUCGCCUCCAACCAAGGUGACAUGUGAGUGUGGACGUAUAUUAAAUCCAAAAGAAAUUGGAACCCAGUUAAAAAAUACACUAUCUGAUGCAAGUCAACAAUAUACGUCAUUAGAAAACCACAAAAUGAAUCAAUAUUCAAAAGCAGUUUACAUUAUACAAAAACACUUUCGACUAUAUUUAAAACGUAAAACUGAAAAUUCAGCCAAGGUCAAUUCAAAAACUCCAGACAUUUAUAACAAGCAAGAAUACUUAAACGCCAUAAUUCUGAUUCAAAGACAAUUUCGCCGGCUAUUAUUAAAAAAUCGAGCUAACAAUACGAAACUAAAUAACGUAAGCAGGGAAUCCUAUAAUUCUGUUAAAUAUAUAAAGGCCACACUCAUUAUACAACGAUACAUCCGACAAUAUUUAAGCAAGAAGAAUCAGGAACGGUCAUUGCUUAAAUUUAUAGAUUCUACUGCUGGCGACAAUGUUUCCCAUAUAGCAGCAGCAUUUGUUAUUCAAAGAGUAUUUCGAAGAAUGGUUAAGGCGCGGAAAACAAAACCGAAUACAAAUACUGAGCUAGAGCAAUGCGAUGAUAUAAACGACAAUGCCUCAGAAGCAGCCUCAUAUACGUCGGCUUCCACGGCUUUAAUUUCAUCGGAAUCGGCAGGUGAGCACAAUGAGUUUGGAAACGCUAGUUACGAAGAGGGUGUCCAUCAACAAACUAUUAAGGAAGAUGAGGAAGUCGAAAAUGACAAUACAAACAACAAAAUGGAAUGUGUAACAGGAUCUAUAAAAUCAAGUAAAAAAUCAAUAAAUUACAAUGGAAAAGACAUAAGUGAACCCCUAUUAGAAGACCAUGGAGAUGAAAAUGCAAAUGGGCAAAAGGAUCAGCACAAGGAUACAAAAACAGAUGACAAAACUGACAAAACUUCAGAAUUUCAAACUGAAAUACAUAACGUUGAUAUUACCGAAUAUAAUUUUAAUGUAAAUGAGCAAGCCGAUGACAAUAUUAAAACAGUUCAAGACGACAUUAAUAUAAAAGAAUCCAUUACAAAACUUAGCCCUCAAAUAGAUAGCUUGGAAUCUAUAGAAGAGUCGCAAGCGGGAGUCAUCAUACCAUCACUAAAAAGCCCAAUUGGUGAAAAUAAUGAAUUAGUUUCAGAAUCUAUUAUAAGCCCAAUGAAAAUUUUGCUUGAGGAAGCAAAUAUGAAGCCACUCAGCCAAACAAGUACAUCUAUUUUAGAACCUGAGAAACGGCUAAGCCCAAGUGAUACAAAUGAUACAGCACCGGUUUGUUACCAAAAUGCACCUUUAGAAGCAACCAAUUCUUCUAUGGAAAGUGCUGAUUAUAAUAAAGUCAACGAGAAUCCACCAAUUUUGACCGCGACCACUUCAGCUAAAUGUAACAUUGAGAAUAUUGUCAAUGCUAAUAACUUAGUCUUAAAUGUUCAUGAUACCUUGAAUGAACCACUAUUAGAAGACCAUGGAGAUGAAAAUACAAAUGGACAAAAGAAUCGGCAGAAUGAUACAAAACCAGAUGCGGGUGACAAAACUUCAGAGCUUCAAACUCAAAAAGAUAACAAUAAUAUUACCGAAUAUAAUGUUAAUGUAAAUGAGCGAGCCGAGGACAAUAUUAAAACAGUUCAAGACGACAUUAAUAUAAAAGAAUCCAUUACAAAACUUACCCCUCAAAUAGAUAGCUUGGAAUCUAUAGAAGAGUCGCAAGCGGGAGUCAUCAUACCAUCACUAAAAAGCCCAAUUGGUGAAAAUAAUGAAUUAGUUUCAGAAUCUAUUAUAAGCCCAAUGAAAAUUUUGCUUGAGGAAGCAAAUAUGAAGCCACUCAGCCCAACAAGUACAUCUAUUUUAGAGCCUGAGAAACGGCUAAGCCCAAGUGAUACAAAUGAUACAGCACCGGUUUGCUACCAAAAUGCACCUUUAGAAGUAACCAAUUCUUCUAUGGAAAGUGGUGAUUAUGAUAAAGUCGAUCAGAAUCCAUCAAUUCUGACCGCGACCACUUCAGCUAAAUGUAACAAUGAGAAUAUUGUCAAUGCUAAUAACUUAGUCUUAAAUAUUCAUGAUACCUUAAAUAAACCACUAUUAGAAGACCAUGGAGAUGAAAAUACAAAUGGACAAAAGAAUCGGCAGAAUGAUAAAAAAAUAGAUGCGGGUGACAAAACUUCAGAGCUUCAAACUCAAAUAGAUAACAAUAAUAUUACCGAAUAUAAUGUUAAGGAAAAUGAGCGAGCCGAGGACAAUUUGAAAACAGUACAAGACGACAUUAAUAUAAAAGAGUCCAUUACAAAACUUAGCCCUCAAAUAGAUAACUUGGAAUCUAUGCAAGAGUCGCAAGCGGGAGUCAUCAUACCAUCGCUAAAAAGCCCAAUUGGUGAAAAUAAUGAAUUAGUUUCAGAAUCUAUUAUGUCUGUAAGCCCAAAGAAAAUUUUGAUUGAGGAAGCAAAUAUGAAGCCACUCAGCCCAACAAGUACUUCUAUUUUAGAGCCUGAGAAACGGCUAAGCCCAAGUGAUACAAAUGAUACAGCACCGGUUUGUUACCAAAAUGCACCUUUAGAAGCAACCAAUUCUUCUAGGGAAAGUGCUGAUUAUAAUAAAGUCAACGAGAAUCCAUCAAUUCUGACCGCGACCACUUCAGCUAAAUGUAACAAUGAGAAUAUUGUCAAUGCUAAUAACUUAGUCUUAAAUAUUCAUGAUACCUUAAAUAAACCACUAUUAGAAGACCAUGGAGAUGAAAAUACAAAUGGACAAAAGAAUCGGCAGAAUGAUAAAAAAAUAGAUGCGGGUGACAAAACUUCAGAGCUUCAAACUCAAAUAGAUAACAAUAAUAUUACCGAAUAUAAUGUUAAGGAAAAUGAGCGAGCCGAGGACAAUUUGAAAACAGUACAAGACGACAUUAAUAUAAAAGAGUCCAUUACAAAACUUAGCCCUCAAAUAGAUAACUUGGAAUCUAUGCAAGAGUCGCAAGCGGGAGUCAUCAUACCAUCGCUAAAAAGCCCAAUUGGUGAAAAUAAUGAAUUAGUUUCAGAAUCUAUUAUGUCUGUAAGCCCAAAGAAAAUUUUGAUUGAGGAAGCAAAUAUGAAGCCACUCAGCCCAACAAGUACUUCUAUUUUAGAACCUGAGAAACGGCUAAGCCCAAGUGAUACAAAUAAUACAGCACCGGUUUGCUACCAAAAUGCACCUUUAGAAGCAACCAAUUCUUCUAGGGAAAGUGCUGAUUAUGAUAAGGUCAACGAGAAUCCAUUAAAUUUGACUGCGACCACUUCAGCUAAAUGUAACAAUGAAAAUAUUGUCAAUGCUAAUAACUUAGACAUAAGUGUUGAUGAUAGCUUAAAUGAACCACUAUUAGAAGACCAUGGAGAUGUAAAUUCAAAUGGACAAAAGGAUCAGCAGAAGGAUAUAAAAACAGAUGCGGGUGACAAAACUUUAGAGCUUCAAACUGAAAUACAUAAUGUAAAUGAGCAAGCCGAGGACAAUAUUAAAACUGUGCAAAACGACAUUAACAUAAAAGAGUCCAUUACAAAACUUAGCCCUCAAAUAGAUAGCUUGGAAUCUAUACAAGAGUCGCAAGCGGGAGUCAUCAUACCAUCACUAAAAAGCCCAAUUGGUGAACAUAAUGAAUUAGUUUCAGAAUCUAUUAUAAGCCCAAUGAAAAUUUUGCUUGAGGAAGCAAAUAUGAAGCCACUCAGCCCAACAAGUACAUCUAUUUUAGAGCCUGAGAAACGGCUAAGCCCAAGUGAUACAAAUAAUACAGCACCGGUUUGCUACCAAAAUGCACCUUUAGAAGUAACCAAUUCUUCUAUGGAAAGUGGUGAUUAUGAUAAAGUCGAUCAGAAUCCAUCAAUUCUGACCGCGACCACUUCAGCUAAAUGUAACAAUGAGAAUAUUGUCAAUGCUAAUAACUUAGUCAUAAAUGUUCAAGAUAACUUAAAUGAACCACUAUUAGAAGACCAUGGGGAUGAAAAUACAAAUGGACAAAAGAAUCGGAAGAAUGGUACAAAAACAGAUGCGGGUGACAAAACUUCAGAGCUUCAAACUCAAAUAGAUAACAAUAAUAUUAUCGAAUAUAAUGUUAAUGUAAAUGAGCGAGCCGAGGACAAUAUUAAAACAGUUCAAGACGACAUUAAUAUAAAAGAAUCCAUUACAAAACUUAGCCCUCAAAUAGAUAGCUUGGAAUCUAUACAAGAGUCGCAAGCGGGAGUCAUCAUACCAUCGCUAAAAAGCCCAAUUGGUGAAAAUAAUGAAUUAGUUUCAGAAUCUAUUAUGUCUGUAAGCCCAAAGAAAAUUUUGAUUGAGGAAGCAAAUAUGAAGCCACUCAGCCCAACAAGUACAUCUAUUUUAGAACCUGAGAAACGGCUAAGCCCAAGUGAUACAAAUAAUACAGCACCGGUUUGCUACCAAAAUGCACCUUUAGAAGCAACCAAUUCUUCUAUGGAAAGUGGUGAUUAUGAUAAAGUCGAUCAGAAUCCACCAAUUUUGACUGCGACCACUUCAGCUAAAUGUAACAACCAGAAUAUUGUCAAUGCUAAUAAGUUAGCAUCAAAUAAAAAUAGCGAGGAAGAGGAAACUGGGCCUCUAGUUACCGAAGUAAAUACUGCAGGUUCAACAAACGAAGACGAAUUCGAUUUAGUUAAGGAUUUAAAAGCAUGUUCAGAAGCGGGCCCAGACUACAAAGAAGGUGUCCAGACCAAACUGUCUUCUAAAGAAGAACCUAAUUCCCAUGUUCCACUGCGGCAGGAUAAUGGAUCAAAUGAGUUGCAUGAAAUCGAACUUGUUAAAAAAACUGAUUCAUUUACUAAUAUUUAUGACGAUAGAGCAGAUAAUGAAACAGACACUAAAAAAGAAUACGAACUCCAUCCUCAAAAUGAAAUUCAAAGUGAUUUGGAUAACUUGAAUAGUAGAACUUUGAAAUUAUCGCGACCAGAUGAAAUAAUUGAGAAAAUGUCACAACGACGCUCUUCCGAAACUCAAGAGAGUCUAGAGAAGGAGGUUUUUCCUAUUACUGAUGCAAUAUAUGAGAAGCCUUUUGUUCAACCCAUGAGCUCCUUGCAAGAACAAAAUUCAGUCGAUAUCGAGGAUGCUGAUAUAAUAGUAUAUAAUCGCCUACAGCGCGAAGAAACUCGGGAAAGCUCAGCUCAAAGCGAAUCUAUUGUGUUUGGAAAUGCUGAUGACGACAAAGCUCUUACAAAUGAUGUAGAAAUUACCAGAUCACACCUAUCACGGUAUUACACAAUUGCCGGUGACGAUCCACAUAGUAUUUUUAAAUCAGGAACAAUAGUUGAUCCAGUCAAAUACAUUGACGAGGGAAAUGAACAAGGUGUCAAUGAACCAAACAUGAGCAGCAGUUUAUGCUUAGACGAUGAAACCUCUGAAAACAUUCGUAAAAAGAUAAUGGCGUACUCCCUGUCAGAAGCGGACUCUGAUUAUUAUGAUACUAACAAAACGAUUAAAGAUGAUUAUCAUAUAGACACUGCAAUGACAGAUGUUAUAGACACAUCCACAGAAACUGAAUCGACUAUUGUAUCAGCAGCUGCUAAAAUAAAGCCAGGAGCACGAGGAAUUUCAUCUAGACGAAGGUUACGAGGUGCCAGUGCAGGUACAAAGUCAUCGACACAAGAUACAAAAGCAUCUUUCGGGAACGAUGCUUUAAACGAAUCAUUAGAACGGUUUAUUGAAGAGGAAGCUGCUAAGAAAAUUCAAAUUGCAUAUCGUUUACACAAAAAGAACCCCAGAAAACAAACUAAAGGUUUGGAAAGUGUCAGUUUGGAAAACAGUUUGGCAGCCAAACGACAAACACUGCAACGUGGCGACGCAUUGCAAAAUGAUUCAAAUUCUACACCAGAGGAUGAAAAUACCGACCAUCUACCAAUAAUUGUCAGUAAAAAUGAUGGGCCUAAUAAUGAAAGAAGCUCAAGUAAAACAAGCGGCAUGCGCGUAACCUGGACUGCCUUGAGGCAAAACUCCAUGCCCGUCCAAAUUGAUUGUGAAGUUCUAAGAAUUAUUCCCAAACACAAGCGAAGACGCAUAAAAAGUGCAGAAGCUGGAAAGCAAAAACAUAGAAAAUAAGUUUUAUUUAAGGAAUACAAUACUGUCACAUACAAAAACGUAAAGCUGUUCCAAUAUAAGAAACAAUGAAAACUA